AUGGCGCAACUCGACACGCUCGACAUCGUGGUGCUCGCCGUCAUCCUGGUGGGCACCGUCGCAUACUUUACCAAGGGCACCUACUGGGCCAAACCCACCGAUCCAUAUGCAAACUCGCUCGCCCACGCCAAUGGCGGCAAGGCCGGCAAGUCGAGGAACGUCAUCGAGAAGAUGGACGAGACGGGCAAGAACUGCGUGGUCUUCUACGGAUCUCAGACCGGUACCGCUGAGGACUAUGCCUCGCGUCUGGCCAAGGAGGGCGCCUCUCGUUUCGGCCUGAAGACGAUGGUUGCUGACCUGGAGGAUUACGACUACGAAAACCUGGACGUCUUCCCCGAUGACAAGGUUGCCAUAUUCGUGCUGGCGACCUACGGCGAGGGCGAGCCCACAGACAACGCGGUCGAAUUCUACGAGUUCAUCACCAGCGAGGACUCCACCUUCAGCGAGAAUGCUGCCGCGGCUGACGGGCCCCUGAAAAAUCUCAAGUACGUCGCUUUCGGUCUGGGUAACAACACCUACGAGCAUUACAACUCUAUGGUUCGCAAUGUCGAUAAGGCCCUCCAGAAGCUGGGCGCCACUCGCAUUGGCGCUGCCGGCGAGGGUGACGAUGGCGCGGGUACCAUGGAAGAGGACUUCCUCGCCUGGAAGGAUCCCAUGUGGGCUGCUCUCACCGAGGCCAUGCAGCUCGAGGAACGCGAGGCUGUUUACGAACCUGUCUUUGACGUUGAAGAGAAGGAUGAUAUGAACGUUGAGGACAACACUGUUUAUCUCGGCGAGCCCAACAAGAACCAUCUGGAAGGCCACUCCAAGGGACCGUACAACGCCCACAACCCAUACAUUGCGCCAAUUGCCGAGUCUCGAGAACUUUUCACCACCGACGAUCGCAACUGCCUGCACCUCGAGGUCGACAUCAGCGGCUCCAAUCUGUCCUACACUACUGGCGAUCAUAUUGCGGUCUGGCCCACCAACGCGGGCAAAGAGGUCGACAGAUUCCUCCGGAUCCUUGGUUUGGCGGAGAAGCGCGAUGCGGUGAUUGGCGUCAAGGGUACCGAUCCUACCGCCAAAGUCCCUUUCCCGUCGCCAACCACUUACGACGCUGUUGUGCGCUAUCACAUGGAAAUCUGUGCCCCCGUCUCCCGUCAGUUCGUUUCUUCUCUGGCUCAAUUCGCUCCCAACGACACCAUCAAGGCCGAAAUGGCUAAGAUGGGCGGCGACAAGGAUUACUUCCAGGAGAAGGUUUCUUCUCUGAACCUGAAUAUUGCGCAGUUGCUGGAGCUCCAGUCGAAUGGCGAACAGUGGCCAAAGGUUCCUUUUUCGAUCAUGAUCGAAGGUCUGCACAAGAUCCAACCGCGUUAUUACUCGAUUUCCUCGUCUUCGCUCGUCCAAAAGGACAAGAUCUCCAUUACGGCUGUCGUCGAGUCUAUCGAGAAGCCGGGAGCGCCGCAUGUCGUCAAGGGUGUUACCACGAACUAUCUUCUGGCGCUGAAGCAGAAGCAGCAUGGUGUCGCGGAACCUGACCCUCAUGGUCUGAACUACGCUCUUACCGGUCCUCGUAACAAGUAUGAUGGCAUUCAUGUUCCCGUGCACGUCCGUCACUCGAAUUUCAAGCUCCCCACGGAUCCUUCCAAGCCCGUCAUCAUGGUCGGUCCCGGUACCGGCGUCGCGCCUUUCAGAGGCUUCAUCCAGGAACGUGCGGCGCAGGCUCGCGCUGGCGAAAACGUCGGCAAGACUAUCCUCUUCUUCGGCUGCCGCAAGAGUACCGAGGAUUACCUUUACAAGGAGGAGUGGGAGCAAUACCAGAAGGAUCUCGGCGAUAAAUUCGAGAUGCACACCGCUUUCUCUCGCGAGGGGCCGAACAAGGUCUACGUGCAGCACAAGAUCCAGGAGAAUGCCGAGACUGUCGACCAACUUCUGCAACAGAAGGCCUACUUUUACGUUUGCGGUGAUGCUGCGAACAUGGCGCGCGCUGUCAACGAUCUACUUGGCCAGAUCGUCUCCAAGCAGCGUGGGCUGCCAGAGUCCAAGGGUGAGGAGAUUGUGAAGUCAAUGCGCGCAUCGAACCAGUACCAGGAGGAUGUUUGGUCGUAG
Messenger RNA from Diplodia corticola, 2088 nucleotides. Its product is annotated as nadph-cytochrome p450 reductase. Gene Ontology annotation, molecular function: FMN binding; NADPH-hemoprotein reductase activity; flavin adenine dinucleotide binding. NCBI's taxonomy places the organism in Eukaryota, Fungi, Ascomycota, Dothideomycetes, Botryosphaeriales, Botryosphaeriaceae. The coding region runs from base 1 to 2088 and encodes 695 amino acids. The transcript has 2 exons. The record is from RefSeq and is a predicted model, not a curated record. Gene Ontology annotation, cellular component: cytosol.